Molecule: messenger RNA, 3081 nt
Organism: Oxyura jamaicensis (ruddy duck)
Lineage: Eukaryota; Metazoa; Chordata; Aves; Anseriformes; Anatidae
Gene: RAB26
Product: RAB26, member RAS oncogene family
Exons: 9
Coding region: 373-945 (190 amino acids)
Cellular component (GO): Golgi apparatus; endosome
Molecular function (GO): GTP binding; GTPase activity
Source: RefSeq, a predicted model, not a curated record
GGAAAACAGUGGUGAUGAAGGGUGGGCGAAGAGCAGGUGGAAGCUGCCCUUUGGGACCGAUCAGAGAGAGGAGCUAAGGAGCCAAGGAUGGAAACAGAGGGACUGUGCACAGAAGAGAUGGAAAAUGAAAUAACCAGACAAAGGAAGGAGGUUUGCAAUAUAAGACUUGACUUGGCAAUGUAAGAAAGGGAAGAGACAAAAACAGUCUCCCAGCAAAACAUUGGAAUUUAACUUUCACAGCUGCAAAAGGAAAACAAUUGCUUCCCACACAAAAAUAACUGAUGGGCUGCAUUGAUGAGAAGAUGUCUGAGGAAUUUCAAUUAAAAGCCAGCAACGCUGACAAAGGCAACAAGAUUGAAGUGUUCAAAGGUUAUGCUGGUGGGCGACUCGGGGGUCGGCAAAACAUGCUUGCUGGUGCGCUUCAAAGACGGCGCCUUCCUGGCGGGCAGCUUCAUUUCCACCGUUGGGAUCGACUUCAGGAAUAAGGUGCUGACGGUGGAUGGGGUGAAGGUGAAGCUGCAGAUCUGGGACACGGCAGGACAGGAGCGCUUCCGCAGCGUCACGCACGCCUACUACCGGGACGCCCACGCCCUGCUCCUGCUCUACGAUGUCACCAACAAAGCGUCCUUCGACAACAUCCAGGCCUGGCUGACAGAGAUUCAUGAAUACGCGCAGCAGGACGUGGUCCUCAUGCUGCUGGGAAACAAGGUGGAUUCCGCCCAGGACAGAGUGGUGAAAAGGGAAGAUGGAGAAAAAUUAGCCAAGGAGUACGGCGUGCCCUUUAUGGAGACCAGCGCAAAAAGCGGCCUAAACGUUGAAUUAGCGUUCACAGCCAUCGCCAAGGAACUGAAGCACAGGUCCAUGAAGCUGCCCAACGAGCCCAAAUUCAAGCUCCACGACUACGUGAAGAAGGAAGUGAGGGGCUCAGGCUGCUGCCGGUCCUAAUGCGCUCGGUGCAUUUGUACAGAGACUCAUGCCACGUGUUUGUGCGCCGCGCUCUCUCCUCGUGGACAGUGUGUGCAUGUCUGUCUUGUGUCUGUAUCCGCGUAAAAGGUGAGCUGAGACGUGCGGGGUGAAGGCAGCAGCGGGAAAAGCUCUUUGGGCCGGCGCUGAGGCCGGCCAUGCUGCACCACAUGCCAGGCACGUUCCCCCGACCCCAUGGCACCCACCCACACCAGGGGCGCUCCGGUCCCCGCAGGGUAAUGCAUUUCCCUGGCCGGGCUGCUCUGCUCCUGCCCGGCUCGGAGCCGCUCUGCCCGCUGCAGGCAGGAGGGGACGCGGGGAAGGAGCUGGGUCGGCGCGGCCACGGCUCCCUCCAGGUUCCGCCAGCGGUUCAGCCAGGAGCACCCUGGGGUUGCUUUAAUGCGAGGGGGAAUGAUGGGGCCCGGGGGAGGGAGUGCCUGCUCCCCACCAAAAUCUGGGUAGGAAAAAAUCCUGAAUUCACUUUUCCCACAUACCCGGAAUUCAGCUGAUCAGAUCCUUGGCCUGGGGCACACAGGAAAGCUUUGUUUUCAAGGCAACCGUUUUUUAGCUGCUUAUUUAUGUCUGUCAGUCCUUCCCGUGUUGUAACAUAGCUCCUCGGUGAAGAUUUCUCCUCCUCCCCGCAGAAGACAAGAGCUUAGAUGUCUGUUUGAGUAAGCUCCCGCAAACAUCUGUUGUACAGGGGUUUCCUGACUGUUGAUCUGUUCGGUGAAGGCUUUGGUUCUCUCACUACAGCCGUUUCUUGUACUUUAAUGAGGAGAAAGCUAACGUCCUGCAGCUUAUUCCUAACCCCUUCAUGUAAGCACGAUAGCUUUUUUAGACUGCAACAGUGCUUUGCUCCAAAGUUCUCUUGGGACAGCUUGCUCUUCUAAAGGAAGAAAGCCGAGGAGGAUGCUGUAGGCAGCGACUGCCAGGUUUGAGACUUCUGCCAGCUCUCUUCAAGGGACUCCUCAGCCCUUUUGUCUGUGCCAGGCACGUGGCUUUUGCUUUUUUUAAGGUUGCACUUCUAAGUACCAAUUACAACUUUGGAGGAAGUGUUUGGCCUCUGGCAAUUUUCUUAUUAAAAUUCUACCCGCACGACAGGGGGUGCCCUGCUGCACCGACCCCUGUGCACUGCACCAAACAGAGCACUUAAAUCAACCCGUCCCUCACCAACGCCAGCUCCCAGCAGUUAGCUCAGCUGCACCUGCCCCUUGUCGCAGCAGGGGUGCCAGCCCGAGCUGCAGCAGUGUUCCAAAACCUACUGGGAAAAGAGCAUUUUUUUUCUGCAUAGCUUUUUAGGGAGAAAUCUCUGUUACCUGACUUAAGUUUUGUUAAAAACCCUGUUCCUCGGGGAACGUUUGCAGCAACCAGCCUGGAGCAGCCCCGCUGCUGUGCAUUGCUGGGCAGCACCUGCUCCUUGCUGGCUGCAGCAUGCAGGGCCCAGGGGGAGGCAGCAAGGGCGGCCUCCUGUUCUGCCUCAGCCCUUCCCAGCACCAGAGGCAUCCCACCUGAGGCACAGAAGAGCAACAGGCAGCUUAAACCCCUGGGUCUGUUCCCAAGCCUGCCUUUGGUAUUUUCUCAGAAUAACUCAGUGUAAGAGCAGCCCCUCUCCCAAGGUGCCAUUGCAGCAUGGACACUACCCCCUGCCCCCUCCUCCCAGGCAGGACACCUCGCAUCUUUGGCCAUCCUGAAAAAGCUGACAGCUCUUGGUACCUUGGGUGGGACCAAGAACAGUCUAAAAACAAUUUAAAUAGAGCAGCUGCGAGCACUACUCUCUGGCUAUGCCUGUCAGGACCUAGCCAGUACACAGAAACAGCCGCAGUUGUGGUACUUCUAACCCACCCAAACUGAAGGGACACUCAGCCCGUCCACCCCCUCACCAGUUCCCUGUGCACCGCUCACCUCCCGCUGCCUGCACACCAGCCUUGCUGCUGAAGCACCCCUCCACUCUUCUUCGGCGUUUUUACAUGGGCCUCUACUGCCACCACGCGACGCAGAAUGGUUCAGUGCAUCCAAGCAAGCCGAGGACUUGGCCUGACGUGACAAGCACUUCUCAUUUCCGCUGGCUCUUGUUUACAGCUUUUGUUUCAUUCCUGUUAAUAAAUUUUUUUAAUAAUC